GGCAAAAGCUCCAUGAUCACUCAAAGGGGCCCGCCCCCUACUUUGGGAACUACUGUUCACCCAUUGUUCCUACUUUUCAGUGUUACACAUACAUGAAACUUGGACAGAGUCGUUUGUCAAUUUUGGGAUUAAAUAAAUACAUCAGACGUAAUCCAACAUUACCACCAUUCUGGGGGUUAUCUGUUAAUAAAAAUGGACUCAUUCUGAGGAAAUAAACACAAUACUACAGUACAAGUGUUUCAUCUACUAAUUAAAGUCCACCCCCCACCACCACCCGCGACCCCCUGAAUCCAGUAUCCACCUCCACAAGUAUCAGGCAGGCUACUAAUAGUUUGUAUAAUUAACCUGGCAGGAUGGAUAAUCAAUUCGUUCAAUCAGGGCCAGAUCCUGAUUGGCUCUUGAUCAUGACUCAGUAAUUAGAAAGCAAACAGAGGCCUCAAGUUCCCAACUGCACUUUAUCACUGGCUCCACAUGGAGCAGCGUCGAGACUUCACUUCAGACAUCACUCUGUGUUACUGUGUAACGGCAGACGUAGAAAACACAGCAACCUUUUAAUGUUUUGGUAAUUAAAUAAGCGUUUCUUUUUUUAAAACCAAAUACCAAACCAUGAGACUAAAUGAAUGCUCAAAUGUCACAUCAAAAUUAUUCUAACACUUUAGUUCACCUAUUGAAUUUGACAGAAAUCUAUUAAUGGAGUAUUGAUUGGUCCUAAUGGUAAAAGUAAUGUUUAACACAUUGCUGCUGUGCCCCGUUAAUUUAGUUAAUUUCCCUGCUGACCUUUUCCAUUGACUCCACAUGGGAGUCAUGUAAAUAAAACCUUCCAGAAAAAAAAGUGAGAGGAAAAAUGACCAUCAACUCCACUCAUUUUGUCUCCUUGUCGUCAUUGGGAAGACGUCAUUGGGAAGACAAACCUGUCUAAGGUUUCGGUAAGUGAUCGGACAUUGAUUUUGAAAGUUUUGACUCAAUGAUUUGCCGCAAUUUCCAAAAGCAGACGUUGUUCUUUUUACAGACAUUUAAAAACGCUCUGACGCAGAGGCUUCUUUGUUCGUCUUCCUACUUUCUGACUUCAGCAUCCCUUCCUCAGCAGCCAGGCAGGCUUCUGUGAUGUGGACCGCUGAGAGAAAAUACUUCAGGUUCUGCUGUGGUUAGUUUAAAAGAGUCUCAAUCAAUUUACCCGUGUCAGUCAAGUCGUCAUUCUCACACAGCGAAACUGCCAGGCUGUAAUGAAAUAAAUCAAUAACACGUUGGUUUUUCCCCAGCUGGAGUCAUCACUUGUGGUUACAGGAGAUGAUAUCUGACAUCUCCACUGCUCUUAACAUUAUAGCUCAUCUGACGUUGUUUGAAAAAACCCAGAGGGACAGAGGUAGGGCUGAGAUGGAACUGUUCACUCUCUGACGGUAUGAAGAACUGAAUUUGAACUAUUGGUAAAUGAAUUUCAGGUCCUUUAAUAAAGUGCAUUUCAGUUGGUUGAUGGAGUCUAAAAAAAUGUAUUUUUGUUGUCUGGUUGCCUGAUGCAGUAGUUCUCAAGCUAUGGCAAGUGUACCACUGGUGGUACCCCAGCUCCCUUUCAUGGUACAUAAUGGAAUUUUGUUUUCCUUAGCUAACAUGUUAAAUAAAAAUCAAACAUCGCAGGAAACAUCUGGUAGAACCAGCCAAAAAAUUCAUUAGGCCAACAGCUUUGCCUAAAAAACUUCUGCAUGAAAACUACACGUCCAUUCUUUGACAGGUAAGAAUUAAAGUUUGGUGUCCUUGGAGUUUGUCGGACCGAACUCCUGUAAUUGACCUGUUAGCCUGUCCAGUUAGUCAAACCUCCCGGUGCUUUGACUUGAUAAUUUGAUCGAGCCGCAGCUCCCUCUGAUGUGCGUCAUCACUAAUUAUACCCAGCCUUAUAGCUUGAAUUGCGCGUUCCUUCCAACAAGAACCAACCUCCGUCUGAUUGGAGUGGACGGAUGUGCGCGGCGCGGCGUGGCGCACCUCCUCGGCGCAAUUCACAUUUCAGUGUGCUCUCCAGACGGAUGGAGAUCCGUCAGUGGACGGCUGGCGCACGCUGAACGCAUCCUUAAAAUCUGCAGAGACGCGGACCUUUCUUCUCAGUUUACAUCUUCGCAUUUUACGCACGCAGCAAGAGUGGGAUUACAACUAGAACAGUUUUCUUAAAAAACAAAAAUUAAGAGAGAGAGCGAGAGAGCGUCUGCACUUGGAUGCCAGGAAGAACAUCUUGUGGAACAUUUGAAGAUGGGAGAGAACACUCGUGCACGAGCACUGAAUCACUAAAGUGGACUGUUGUGUCAUCCCGGUAAUCGGUGGCAUGUGAUAAAAAGUGAGAGUAACACAAAGUAACCCAAGCAUCAUGGACUCCUGGAUUUUCGCAUCGUCGUCGCCCAAUCUGUCGGACCACCUCCUGUACGACAGCUUUGUGCAGGGUAACGACUCCGACCUCCCAGGAAACUACACCGACCACAGCUACAACAAGAUCAGCAGCGUGGUCAUCACCUGCAUGUACUUCCUGGUCUGCACCGUGGGGCUGUGUGGGAACACACUGGUCAUCUACGUCAUCCUGCGUUACGCCAAAAUGAAGACAGUCACCAACAUCUACAUCCUCAACCUGGCCGUCGCCGACGUGCUCUUCAUGCUCGGCCUGCCGUUCAUCGCCAUCCAGCUGGCCCUGGUCCACUGGCCUUUUGGUCCGGUUCUCUGCAGAGUGGUGAUGACCGUUGACUCCCUGAAUCAGUUCACCUCCAUCUUCUGUCUGAUGGUCAUGAGCAUCGACCGCUACUUGGCCGUGGUGCAUCCCAUCAAGUCCACAAAGUGGCGCAAACCCCGUAUGGCCAAGACCAUCAACCUGACGGUGUGGGGCGUGUCCAUGAUGGUCAACCUGCCUAUCGUCAUCUACAGCGGUAUCAUCACCAAGCACGACGGCUGCUUCUGCACCAUCGUGUGGCCCGAGCCUCAAGAGGCCUACUACACGGCGUUCAUGUUCUACACCUUCGUCGUGGGCUUCUUCCUGCCCCUCAUGGUCAUCUGCCUCUGCUACUUGUUCAUCAUCAUCAAAGUGAAGUCCUCAGGCAUCCGUGUGGGCUCCUCCAAGAGGAAACGCUCGGAGAGGAAGGUGACCCGCAUGGUCUCCAUUGUGGUGGCGGUGUUCGUCUUCUGCUGGCUGCCUUUCUACAUCUUCAACGUCACCUCGGUGACGGGCACCAUCAGCACCACCCCCAUCCUGAGGAGCACUUUCGCUUUUGUGGUGGUGUUGGGAUACGCCAACAGCUGCGCCAACCCGAUCCUCUACGCCUUCCUGUCGGAGAACUUCAAGAAGAGUUUCCAGAAUGUUCUCUGUCUGAAGAAGGUGGGGGGGCUGGACGAGGUGGAUCGCAGUGACAGCCGGCAGGAUAAGUCUCGCAUGAUGAACGACCCCACGGAGACUCAGAGUACUCUGCUGAAUGGAGACCUGCAGACCAGCAUCUGAGCGGCAGGAGGCACGGCGCUCGCAUCAACGAUCAGCGUUCAGCUGAGCGUGGUCGCAGCAGAGGAGACGUCAGUGAUGAAUAAACAAAAUGUUCAAGUGAGAACGACAGUUUGUUCGACAGAUCUGUUCCUUUGUGUCUCAGUGAUUGUCUGCACAUCAGUUCUAACCAUCAGUGCUGCAGGUUCGUACACAUGUUCUGCUCUUUAUUGUAAAUACGUGUACGCAGUUGAAGGAGAAAAUGAUUCAUAUAUUAUUUGAAUUGAAUUUCCACAGCUGCGUGACAGUAUUUACUGGAUUCAGUAACUGGUUUGUACUGGUUUCAUCCAGUUCUUCAGCCAAGCCAAAAAAAAAAAAAAUCAACUUUUAUCAGUUAAAGAUUUGGACACGCUGCCCUUGGUAAGUUUUUAAGUGUAUGUUUCAGCUCAGCCCUGAAGUCAGAGAAUACAAUCUUGGGCGGUUUUACUCAUCCUGAGCUUGUGGCCUUAGAGAGAAAUAUUAGUUGAGUGGAAUUUACAGCUUAAAAAAGUCGAAUCCUGAUCCAUCCAUAUAGACAUCUGCCUGUGACAUGUGAUACUUAUUGUUUGUGAUAAUGUUAUAAAUAUGUGAAGCUGAAAAACAUUCCUGGGCUAACUUUCAACCUCAUUCCAUUGUGUUAUGGCUGUAGAUUACGAUUGUUUAUAAAAACUGUUUCCUUAUGUCUUUUACUUCAUUUACUGUAAAUAAGCUGUGUCUUUUCUGUCUGUCUGUUUUUUCUACCUUAUCCGAAGCCUUUGCCCCCAGUUUAUGUGAGUAAUUUAAAGUAAAAAUAUAGUGUCCAUCUUCAUUAACCAGGUGAUAUUACAGUAAUAUAAUAUCACAUAUGGUCAAUAAACCCAGCUGGCCUUUAACCAAAGUGCUGCUAGAAACUACAAUUGUAUAUAAUGUGUUAUGUGGUGACUUUUUGCUAUUUGACUAUUUGUUACCAUGACUUGGCCUGUGAUCUUGGUAUACCAUCUAAUAAUCCUUACGUUUAGGUAACUAAAAGGUUUUUUCACUACAGUCUGCAUGGUUCAGUGGAGAAGCAGUGCAGAGCACUGCCCUCAAGUUUUCAUUCAAUGUCAAAGUAUGUCAAACUUUGACUAUGAUGAAUAAUAAGGGAAAAAACAAAACAGCUGUUGAUUUUUUUUCUAGGUUCACUCAUCGAUAAAUGGAGGAGUGGGGGUUACAUUACAAGAGCUUUCAAAAAGAAAAACAAAACAAACCACAAAUGACGUGCCAAUGAUCAAUGGUUUAGAAGAGAGCAGCU
Molecule: messenger RNA, 4748 nt
Organism: Cynoglossus semilaevis (tongue sole)
Lineage: Eukaryota; Metazoa; Chordata; Actinopteri; Pleuronectiformes; Cynoglossidae
Product: somatostatin receptor type 2-like
Exons: 2
Coding region: 2351-3463 (370 amino acids)
Biological process (GO): cellular response to estradiol stimulus; neuropeptide signaling pathway; cellular response to glucocorticoid stimulus
Cellular component (GO): neuron projection; plasma membrane
Molecular function (GO): neuropeptide binding; somatostatin receptor activity
Source: RefSeq, a predicted model, not a curated record